GUCAGUUGUCACUAGUCAACGUUCACCACGAGUCUCCUCUUGCUUCAUUUACUUCACAGAUCUACCAUUUUUGUACAAAUCUUCGAGUCGCGGUUGUCGGCUUCGAUUCUUCCAUCGAUCUGGAAUCCUGUUCCAUUGCUAAAUUUUUCUCCAUCUCGUCGAUGCUGAAUCCCUUUUUUAACCCAUGAUCUUUCGAUGAUGCAACCGAGGGUUUCCUCCUCCGACAAUGUCAAGGAGUUGGCGCAGGCGAGAGGAUCCGCUUACCUGCAGCCCCGCGCCUCCCAUCGGUUGUUCCUCAAGAUCAUCCUCCCCGUGCUCGCCCUCGCCGGAGGCUUCUCGGUAUUCGCCAUGUACUUUACCCGCCUGCAGAUUGGGUUCCCGGUGGUCGGCACCGCGUUCCAGCCCUGCGUCGAGGAUACGGGUGGCCUGGAGCAAUGGAUCCGGCCGCCGUCGGACCUGAUGCACUCGAUGAGUGACGAGGAGCUCCUGUGGCGAGCGUCGUGGGUGCCCCAAGUGAAGAGGUACCCGUUCAAGAGGGUUCCCAAGCUCGCUUUUAUGUUCUUGACAAGGGGGCCGCUGCCGCUUUCUCCGCUCUGGGAGAGGUACUUUAGAGGGAACGAAGGUCGUUACUCGGUCUAUCUCCAUACACAGCCAUCUUAUAAGGCCAACUUCACCUCGAACUCGGUUUUCUACCGGAGGCAGAUCCCCAGUAAGGUGUCUGAGUGGGGGCAGAUGAGUAUGUGUGAUGCUGAAAAACGGCUCCUUGCAAAUGCACUACUUGAUUUAUCAAAUGAACGGUUCAUUCUGUUGUCAGAGUCAUGCAUUCCAUUGUCAAAUUUCAACAUUACCUACCAAUACUUGAUGAAAUCAAAGUAUAGCUUCAUUGGAGUGUAUGAUGAUCGAGGACCAUACGGACGAGGCAGGUAUAAUCCAAACAUGGCUCCAGAAGUAAACCUUGAGCAAUGGCGCAAGGGGUCUCAGUGGUUUGAAGUGAAUAGGAAAUUGGCCGUUACCAUAGUCAAGGACACCACUUAUUAUCAGAAGUUUGAAAGGUUCUGCAGGCCACAUUGUUAUGUGGACGAGCAUUACUUCCCCACCAUGCUCACCAUAGAGUCAGCCCAUCGUCUGGCGAACAGAAGCGUCACUUGGGUGGAUUGGUCAAGAGGUGGUGCUCACCCAGCAACCUUCGGCAGGAGUGAUAUAAGCGAAGCCUUUCUCAAGAGAAUUCAUGAUGGGCAGAACUGUUCAUACAAUGACAACCAUUCAUCUCUUUGUUUCCUCUUUGCAAGGAAGUUUGCUCCAAGUUCAGUGGAGCCUCUAUUAGAAUUGGCACCUGCUUUGCUUGGAUUUGGUUUGUGAAUCCGGAUUUCAGGAAUUGUUUAGAAAAACAGUCUUGUGUGAGAUUAACAAGAUAUUUAGUAGGGACUAGGGAGAGAGUCCUGUAACCUAGUGUUGUUUAACAGUCAAUUAGGUCAGUCAUGGUCCAAGCCAGUCGGCCUGGCUCAGCAUGUCUGUUAAGAAACGUGCUCAGCAUGUCUGCUAAGAAACGUGCUGAACCUGGUUGGGUUGCUGCUGGCAUGGCCUGUUUGACUCUUUAGUGUACAACAUGAUUUUGACCUAAACUUAUCCCAAUUUCCGUGCAUGUAUUACAAAUUUGGCAGUAUUCAUGUGAUUUGUGUUUCUUUUCAUGAAACAAAUUUUUCAUUA
Messenger RNA from Zingiber officinale, 1707 nucleotides. RefSeq names its product glycosyltransferase BC10-like. Bases 196 to 1359 code for a protein of 387 amino acids. The transcript is spliced from 2 exons. Gene Ontology annotation, cellular component: membrane. Lineage: Eukaryota; Viridiplantae; Streptophyta; Magnoliopsida; Zingiberales; Zingiberaceae. The record is from RefSeq and is a predicted model, not a curated record. Gene Ontology annotation, molecular function: glycosyltransferase activity.